Westerdykella ornata is the source of this 957-nucleotide messenger RNA. RefSeq lists its product as uncharacterized. Bases 1 to 957 code for a protein of 318 amino acids. NCBI's taxonomy places the organism in Eukaryota, Fungi, Ascomycota, Dothideomycetes, Pleosporales, Sporormiaceae. The record is from RefSeq and is a predicted model, not a curated record. The transcript has a single exon.
AUGACACCUAUCCGGCCGUCUGGCGACUGGCCAGAUAAAACCAAGCACGUUAUAUGGGAUCUAGACAGAGGGGCCGCUCAGAAACAGCAUUCUUCCGCCGAAGAUGACCGUGAACCGUUGCUUCGAGAAUCAGGGUCCCGAGUUGUCGAGCGGGACAGAGAAAAUGGUCAUGCGUCGAAGGCAGCCGGAACAUCUGGAGCUCCGAGGAAGGAUUCAUUGUUAACCAAGAUGCGGAAAGCGACUGGCUCCAGAGAUAGAUUGUCGAAAGGAAAGAGGAAGCAAGACGAGUCGCUCUCCGAGUCUCCGGACACGCCUCCGCAGACGCGACAUGUCAAGGUUCCGAGGGUUGAGACGAAUGGUCUCAUAUAUUUUCUCGAGGCCAAAAGUGCAAAGCUGCUUCCACAUAUUGACGAGGAAAUAUCCCGUUCAACCGCUCCUGACGACGAUCCUUUCGGAAAAUUGCCCACAAUCCAACCUGCAAAGAGGUCAGAUGGGCGCAAUACGAGCAUGGCGGCACCGUCACAGCAACUCUCACCUCCACCAGUGGACCAAGCUCAUAAGGCUGGUUCCCCGGGCCGCCCUAGGUCCCCGGCAUCACCCUCAAGGAGACGUGGGCACCGUUCAGAAAGGCUCAAAUUGAGCGCUGCCGAGCGAGCAAUCGAAAACGACCUCGCAGAGCAUCGAGCGAGGCAAGCGGGCGCCUAUAUGGCAGCGGAGGCUAGGUACGAAGAUGACGUUGCGACAAAGCCCACGCAAAGACGGGAUGAAAGAACGCGUACAGCCUGGUUAUGGAUUUUGCUCUGUUGCACUCGUCUUUGGACUUUCCUCUGUUCCAGUCGUCUCUUCUUUGGAAGACCACAACGUUCUCCUGGGCGAAAACAGGCUCGGCGAGGAGACCAUGACAAGGGAAAACGAGAAGAAGAGGUAGAAAGGCUCGUUCAGGCAGAGGAGGCAUGA